AUGAGUUCCGUUCUUGCUACAGCUCUGACGUUCGGGAAUAGUUGCAAGCCGUCGGAAUUCGUUUCAAGUCUAUCGAAAACUGAUGAGACCAUCGUAAGCACAUUAGGACACAACGUCGUCUACCUUGCCAUUCCUAAGCUUAAGUCACGAAUUGGUUUCCUCACGCCGGACCCCGAGAAAGUUGACGAUGUCCUUGAUUGUGUAAAGGUGGGUUUACAAGUGGCAAUGGCCGUGUUGAGAAUCCUAUGCUACAGUCCAAUUCGGAUUUGCUGGUUUCCGAGAUCAUAUCAUAUAAUGAGCAUGGGUAAACUGUUGUCUAAUUAUCAUUCGGGUGCUGAAAAUGGUUUGUGUGGUGCUUCUGAUUUUGAUGACCUUGACGAUGGCGGCGACGCUGAAAUGGUGGACUUGGAAGACGAUGAUGACGAGGUUAAUGACAGUUUGCCUUCCGUUAUCAAUGUUGCGCCAGGUCUGAGUAGUAUUUCUAUCGGAAAGAGACGGGAGGAUGCUCGGAAGAGUGUGCAGGCUCUAAUCGCCGAUAUAAAUUUGACGACAGGCAAAUUGUUCUGUUGCGACACAGAAAUGGAGAGCCAACUUCUUUUACGUCAUCUCGUUGAGAUGAAGAAAAACAAGACGAUAUUGCAGCAGCGGAGACCUCAUGUUUUGGUGGAAAAGUUGGAACUCGUUGGGGAUAAUAGGAGGGAGUCAACAGAAGAGAAAUUCCCAAAAGUAUUAGUUGUCGCUGAUGAAUCACGUCGCGAACCGCUUCAAACCGAAAUAGUUCCGGAUCCUAUGGAAGCCGAGCAAACGUGGCCCGAUGAAUACGACGUUUCUCAUGACGAAGAGUUGAAAAUUGAACCAAGCGUUCGCAAAGUUCCAAAAGGAACGUCGGGUUAUCAAGCUACUUGGAUUCUAGACGAAGAGGGCUCAUCUUGUUCCGACUACAAGGAUAUCAGCGAAGAUGAGAAAGGAGAACAAUUUGACAAGGAGGAUAGAAUGGAGAUGGAGUCAGUUGUGAAAAGUGAUGUUGAUCAACCAUCUGUUCUGGAGGAAGAUGACGAUAUGACUUCUGAAGUCGACGAUGGAGAUGAGGAGAACGAUCUCGACGAUGUUGAAAAAUACCGUAAAGAACGUGAGAAUGCUCAGUUCCCCGAUGAAAUCGACACUCCUCUAAAUGAUCUAGCAAGGAUACGUUUCCAGAAAUAUCGUGGGCUCAAGAGCUUCAGGUUCUGUUCAUUAUUUCGUCUUUCGCAUACACUAUUGAGUGGUCGAAGGUCAUAA
Molecule: messenger RNA, 1278 nt
Organism: Angiostrongylus costaricensis
Lineage: Eukaryota; Metazoa; Nematoda; Chromadorea; Rhabditida; Metastrongylidae
Source: the annotation of a GenBank genome assembly